Messenger RNA from Heterobasidion irregulare TC 32-1, 1146 nucleotides. RefSeq lists its product as uncharacterized. The record is from RefSeq and is a predicted model, not a curated record. Gene Ontology annotation, cellular component: cytosol. Gene Ontology annotation, biological process: L-leucine biosynthetic process. Gene Ontology annotation, molecular function: magnesium ion binding; 3-isopropylmalate dehydrogenase activity; NAD binding. The transcript has 5 exons. Lineage: Eukaryota; Fungi; Basidiomycota; Agaricomycetes; Russulales; Bondarzewiaceae. The coding region runs from base 1 to 1146 and encodes 381 amino acids.
AUGUCGCCGAAAUCGUUCCGAAUUGUAGUGUUGCCGGGUGACGGCAUCGGCCCCGAGGUCACUGCUGAAGCCAUCAAAGUCCUCGAAGCCGUAUCGGCCGGCUUUCCAGACGUCGAGCUAAAACUUGAGACACAUCUCUUCGGAGGAUGCGCGAUCGAUGCGACAGGCGAACCUCUUCCUGAGACCACUUUGAAAGCUUGUAAAGAGGCAGAUGCUAUUCUCAUGGGUUCCAUUGGCGGUCCCAAGUGGGGGGUGAACACCAAAGUCCGCCCCGAGCAGGGUCUCCUAGCCAUUCGUAAAGCGCUAGGCCUGUAUGCGAACAUCCGUCCCGCCAAUUUCGCUUCCGAUUCCCUCAUCGCAAACUCCCCUCUCAAAGAGUCGAUCACGAAAGGUGUUGAUCUCAUCGUCGUUCGCGAGCUCAUCGGUGGCGUGUAUUUCGGCGAGCGAAAGGAACAGGGUGUCGCCCCCAAUGAGGACGUCGCCUGGGACACCAUGCCGUAUAGCGUCGCGGAAGUUCAGCGCAUCACGCGUGUGGCCGCUCAGAUUGCUCUGGCCGCCAACCCUCCGCUUGCAAUUCAUUCUGUCGACAAGGCGAACGUGCUGGCGAGCUCGCGAUUAUGGAGGAAGGUCGUGACAGAGACGAUCCAAACCGAGUACCCUCAGCUUCAGCUCGACCAUCAACUGGUUGACUCUGCCGCUAUGAUGAUUGUUGCGAGCCCGAGGAAGCUAAACGGCGUUAUCCUCACAGAAAAUCUAUUUGGUGACAUUCUUUCAGACGAAGCGAGUGUGAUUCCAGGAUCCCUCGGCCUUCUUCCCUCUGCAUCGCUCGCAGGCGCACCUUCCGUCCCAUCCUCUACUUCCUUCAAGCCGACAUCAGGACUUUACGAACCCAUCCAUGGCUCCGCCCCAGACAUCGCCGGCAAGGGAAUCGCGAAUCCCAUCGGAACCAUCCUGAGCGCCGCGAUGCUGCUUCGAUACUCUUUAGGGCUCGAAGCGCCAGCUGCAAUCAUCGAGACCGCCGUUAGAAGAACGCUCGAUGGGAAAGACGUUGGCGGUUUUGAACUGAGGACGGCAGACCUCGGAGGAAAUGUUGGAACAAAAGAAAUGGGAGAGAAGAUUAUCGAAGUUAUCAAGUCUUUGUUAUAA